Molecule: messenger RNA, 1922 nt
Organism: Anarrhichthys ocellatus (wolf-eel)
Lineage: Eukaryota; Metazoa; Chordata; Actinopteri; Perciformes; Anarhichadidae
Product: neuronal PAS domain-containing protein 3-like
Exons: 2
Coding region: 168-467 (99 amino acids)
Biological process (GO): regulation of transcription by RNA polymerase II
Molecular function (GO): DNA-binding transcription factor activity, RNA polymerase II-specific; RNA polymerase II transcription regulatory region sequence-specific DNA binding
Source: RefSeq, a predicted model, not a curated record
CCCUCUGUCCAACUCUCCCUCUCUUUUCUCACUUGUGUGAUGAACAAGCUGCUCGUUUACUGUGAAGUCCAGCAGUUUGAAAACAGGCAGAAAAUCAAAGAAAAUCCACCAUGACAUAACAAACCUCUCUCUCCCUCUCUCUCUCUCUCUCUCUCUCUCUCUCAGUGAUGAACAAGGGUCAGUGUGUGACAAAGUACUACCGGUUUAUCCAGAAGAACAGCGGUUACAUCUGGAUCCAGUCCAGCGCCACGUUGGCCAUCAACUCCAAGAACCCCACCGAGAAGAACGUCAUCUGGGUCAACUACGUCCUGAGUCUUCAUGAGUUUAAAGACACGCCCAUGGACAUCGCCCAGCUGCCCAACCUACCCGAGAAAACCUCCGAGUCCUCCGAAACCUCCGAGUCCGAGUCCGAGUCCAAAGAAAACUCUGGUAGGUGGGAGAGGAAAGAAGAAGUGAUAUAUCAUUGAGAGAGAAAAGGGUGGAGGGGAUACAAAGUGAAAGAAGAGAAAGAAAGAAGAAACCUGUAUGAUUCCUUCUUCAUACAUUACCAGUUUGAUAACCAGCAGUUGGAGAUAUUCAGCCAAAGAUGUCCUAUCAUUUGGUGCCAGUCUGCCCGGCUGGAUGGUGAUGAUGAACGCCAACAGCUGCAGCGACUGAGCGCCCACUGGCAGCGCCACAAAAAAAAGAAAACACCAUAAAAUGACAUGAAGCAUCAUUUAUGUCGAACGCCACAAAAUACCUCCACGCGAGUGCACAAAAAGGCCACAAAGCACCGCAGAACAGCCUCCACAACACACACAAACGGUGACAAAAUCACACAUUAUGCAGCAAAACUGCCAACCAGGACAUGCUGCUGCUUCUCAACGUCUCAACUCCUCAGUGAAUGUGUUCUUAUGUUGGUCUGACGCUGCGUAGUUUGUAAAGCAGCCGACGACCUCUGGUGUCAUUCUCUCUAAAGUCCAGUUGUUUACUAGAUUAAUAAUCUGAAUCAUUUCAGUAGAAACAUGAACACUACAGGGACCAUGAGAAUUCAGAUCCAGAAAUACAAAUGGGUUAAUUUAAGAUGUGCGUCACCGACAUCUCCAGCGGCCAAUACCGAAGAAGACGAAGCUCACACGUUGGCCAGUAUAUCGUUGAAUUUAAACCAACACAGGGCCUCCACCUUGAGCAUAAUAUUAUCAAGUCCUGCAGCCUGUGUUGGCACGAUGAGAAUCAGUGCCAGCUGUUAUUCUAGCUGGAGGAGAACGAUUCUGGCACCCUGUCGGCUGUAAACCGACGCCAGCUGCUGCAGGAGGCGGUGAUUUAGCCGGGCUCCAACAGGCCCGAGGUGCUCAGGCUCGACAUAUUCUAAAAUGAGAAAUCCGGCCUUUGACCUUUGUUCUGUUAGGAUGCAAUCUGUGCAGAGCCAGAGAGGACACGAGGACAGGUGCCAAAAACAAAGUCUUUUUAUUUGAUUUAUUUCUUAGUGGUGCUAUGCAGCAUAAUAUCAAUGAUAUUAACUUAAAAUUAGACAGGUUUUUGAUUAAGUCCCACACACACCGUCCUCCGGCCCCAAAUACUUAAUAGUUCACUCCGGGACUGAAAAUAGUCCCCACAAAAUGUACUAUUUCCUGCUGUUGGUAAUUAAAAACUACUGCAGGUUUAAUGCAAAUGGCCGUCAACUAGGAUCCUUUUUCUUGGUGGACGCACAAAUUAAAUGCAGCUACGUGACAAAGCAACAGACAGAGCAAGUGACGUGGUUUUGUUGCCUAAAGCGAACUGUUGGUUUUUGUUUUGUAUUGUAUUGUACUGUUUUAUAUUGUAUGAUAGCCACAUAAAAGUGGUCUCUCUGUAAUGUUGACGGACCUUCCGAAAUCAGAUAAAAUAAAGGAUGGACCAGGUGGCAACCUCCGGUUCUGCCGAGUGAAGCCGAUAUGGAAGUG